Radiomyces spectabilis is the source of this 864-nucleotide messenger RNA. RefSeq lists its product as uncharacterized. Lineage: Eukaryota; Fungi; Mucoromycota; Mucoromycetes; Mucorales; Radiomycetaceae. The record is from RefSeq and is a predicted model, not a curated record. Gene Ontology annotation, molecular function: calcium ion binding; protein binding. Bases 1 to 864 code for a protein of 287 amino acids. The transcript is spliced from 4 exons.
AUGGAUGCACGGAUAGAGGCCUUUCCAGACAUUGUCAUUGAACAGUUGGUCAAUGUACUCGAUGCACGCGAUAUCCUAGCUCUUUCGCAGACUUGCAAAUCAUUGCAUUCCAUUUUCACCAGUCAAGAAGUCUGGAAGAGCAAAACCAUUCACGAGUUUGGCAACUUGUUCCACGUAUACACCAUUUUUACCACGGCGACGGGUCUUGAACUGGCACCAGAUCUCGCUCAAAAAUUCUCCCACGAACCUUCGGACUGGCGCGCUUACUACUUGAAAAAGAAUGCUUCCGCGCAACAGAGCGACGACGACGCGCUGAUGGAUCAAGCCGAUAAAGAAUACAGAGAAGCACAAUCGUACCUCAAGACGUUCCAAAAUGACGGCAGUGUGACCGUCUUGAAUCAAGUCGCAUCAAAAAUGCUCUGGAUUCUUGAUGUGUUUCCUGGGCAUGCUGGUUGCUAUUAUAUUUUGGGCUUUAUUUUGUUUGUCUUGAACCAGUUGGAAGACGCCAUGAUUCUGUUACAAAUGGCACGAGCGGUGGAUCCAGACUUUGAUCUUGUGGAUGAUUUGGAAGGUGAAAUUGAACGUAUUCUUCAUGGAUACAAUGGUGAUGAACAUGGUCCUUCCCUGUUGGAGAACGAUUCUUUAUCCAAGGAUUUGGCCGAGGUCCUUGUUGCCAUUUUCAAAAAGUUUGACAAGGACAAUGAUGGCGCCCUGCGACCUGAAGAACUCGACAGUUUUAUCUUUGCCACCAACGGCUCUCAUCCGCCCGCGCCUUUUCUCCGUCAGAUGGGUCAACGCUUCGGUUGCAAUAGCAAAGGAUGGUUAACAAGAGACGGGUUUUUGGUAGGCUUGCAUUUGACGUGA